AAAUGAAUGCUAGAGGAGUUAUCCUUAAUGCAUUUGAACGCUAUCGCCUAAAAACCUGCAUUGACUUCAAGCCUUGGGAUGGAGAAGAUAACUAUAUAUCAGUGAUCAAGGGCAGUGGCUGCUGGUCUUCAGUAGGAAAUACACAUGUUGGGAGACAAGAACUUUCCAUUGGGGAAAACUGUGACAGAAUAGCAACAGUUCAACAUGAGUUCCUCCAUGCACUGGGAUUCUGGCACGAGCAGUCGCGUUCUGAUCGGGAUGACUAUGUCAUGAUCAUUUGGGACAGAAUUGAGUCAGGCAAAGAGCACAAUUUUAACAUCUAUAGUGACCAAGAAUCAGAUUCUCUGAAUGUUCCCUAUGAUUACACUUCAGUAAUGCACUACAGUAAAACUGCAUUCCAAAAUGGAUCAGAACCAACAAUUGUGACAAGAAUCUCAGAUUUCGAGGAUGUGAUCGGCCAACGAAUGGAUUUCAGUGACGCUGAUCUCUCAAAGUUGAAUCAACUGUAUAACUGCUCUUCUUCCUUGAGUUUUAUGGACUCAUGCAAUUUUGAACUGGAAAAUGUGUGUGGUAUGAUCCAAAGUUCAGAAGAUAGUGCUGACUGGCAACGGGUUUCACAGGUUCCCACGGGGCCAGAGAGUGAUCACUCCAACAUGGGCCAGUGCAAAGGUUCUGGUUUCUUCAUGCAUUUCAACAGUAGCUCUGUAAGUGUGGGGGCCACAGCAGUGCUGGAAAGUAGAACGCUGUACCCUAAAAGAGGAUUUCAGUGCUUGCAAUUUUAUUUAUAUAACAGUGGAAGUGAAAGUGACCAAUUGAACAUCUAUGUCAGGGAGUAUUCUGCAGGCAACGUGAAUAACGAUUUAACCCUUGUGGAAGAAAUAAAAGAAAUACCCACUGGGAGCUGGCAACUUUACCAUGUAACAUUGGAAGUGACCGUCCAAUUUAGAGUGGUGUUUGAAGGACGCAGAGGCUCUGGUGCAUCACUGGGUGGUCUGUCUAUUGAUGACAUCAAUCUUUCAGAAACACGGUGUCCUCAUCUUACCUGGCGUAUAAACGAUUUCACACAGUACAUUGGAAGCCCAGAUGGAACUCUAUAUAGCCCUCCAUUUUAUUCUUCUAAAGGUUAUGCCUUUCAGGUUCUCUUGGAUCUAAGACAGUCGACUAAUGCAGGGAUAUAUUUACACUUGAUCUCUGGAGCCAACGAUGAUCAAUUACAGUGGCCGUGUCCUUGGCAACAAGCCACAAUGACACUCUUGGAUCAAAAUCCUGACAUUCGACAGCGUAUGUCCAACCAACGGAGUAUAACUACAGACCCAUUUAUGACCACCGAUAAUGGGAACUAUUUUUGGGACAAGCCUUCCAAAGUGGGAAAAGAGGUUUAUUUCCCUAAUGGAACUCAGUUUAUGAGAAAUACGGGUUAUGGAACCAGUGCCUUUAUAACCUAUCAGAGGCUGCAAAGCAGAGAUUUUAUAAAAGGAGAUGAUGUUUUCAUACUACUGACAGCAGAAGACAUAUCGCACCUCAAUUCUACACAAAUUGAAUCAGUCCCAGCAACCACUGAUGUCAAUGAGCACUGUGCAAAAAUCACAUGUGAGAAUGGCGGUGUCUGUGUUGUCCAAGAUGAAAAAGCUGAGUGCAGGUGUCCAUCAGGAAAAGACUGGUGGUACAAGGGAGAAAGGUGUGAAACGAGAGGCUCAACCCGAGACAUCAUUGUCAUUGCGGCUUCUUCCACAGCUGCUGUGUUCGCCGUGAUGCUCAUAGUCACCCUCGUCAGUGUUUAUUGUACUAGGAAGAAAUAUCGUAAAAGGACGAGUUCAAAGACAGCAGAUAUGACUCUGGAAAAUUCACAUGCUCUUUGAAGAUUAACUCAACAAUACGGCCAACAAAUGAAAUUUAAAAGGAUUCUUCAUCAUGGAUUUCACCUAAGCUAUAUAUUACAACCAGCACAUUCUUCUAAAAAUGGAUCUUCUCUGUAAAAUAGCUGGAUGUAUUAUAAAUCAUUAUUUUGGUAAAAGUCAAAUUGGUGAAAUUUCUUUCUUUCUUUCUCUGUUUCUUUCUUUCUGUCUUUCCCUUUCAGCAAUUUGGGCUCCUCUGUAAGUAUAACAUUGCUUAGAAAAGAAAGCAACCUUUAGAGAUAGCUUUUCAAAUUACUGAUCCUUCUAUUUGGGGACCAAUUGUAGUGGCCUAACAAGUGAUACCCCCAAAACCCAUUGGAAACAUCCAAUGGGAAUGAUCCUCCAUGUGGAAUCUCACCAGUUUCAGUGCUACCCUGUUCCGAUGCAGGGAAGGGCACUGGGACAGCUCCCCCCACUCUGGUGACAUUCGCCUCUCUCCAAAAACUCGUGACUCUCUCGUUUUCUCAUAUAAUUCCUUUGGUAUGUAAGCUUGGUUUAAAAUUUGUUUGAGCAUAUAAUCAGUCCACAAGAAAACUUUUAACUUCUUGAGCAGCAAUUCUCAAAGUUUUGAGUCUCAGCAGCCUUUACACUUAAAAAUUACUGAGGACCCCAAAGAGCUUUUGCUUAUGAGCAUUCCAUUGAUCAGUAUUUGCCUCAUUAGAAAUUCAAACCAGGAGCAUUUAAAACUAUG
Molecule: messenger RNA, 2586 nt
Organism: Galeopterus variegatus (Sunda flying lemur)
Lineage: Eukaryota; Metazoa; Chordata; Mammalia; Dermoptera; Cynocephalidae
Gene: MEP1B
Product: meprin A, beta
Exons: 10
Biological process (GO): proteolysis
Cellular component (GO): membrane
Molecular function (GO): metalloendopeptidase activity; protein binding; zinc ion binding
Source: RefSeq, a predicted model, not a curated record